Messenger RNA from Loa loa (African eye worm), 669 nucleotides. RefSeq lists its product as hypothetical. The record is from RefSeq and is a predicted model, not a curated record. Gene Ontology annotation, cellular component: cytoplasm; nucleus. Gene Ontology annotation, molecular function: protein serine/threonine phosphatase activity. The transcript is spliced from 5 exons. The coding region runs from base 1 to 669 and encodes 222 amino acids. Lineage: Eukaryota; Metazoa; Nematoda; Chromadorea; Rhabditida; Onchocercidae.
AUGUUAAUGUGUUUUAAAAUUAAAUAUCCUACACGAGUGUAUAUGUUACGUGGAAAUCAUGAAGAUGCUAAUACAACAUUAAUUUACGGAUUUUAUGAUGAAUGUACCACACGAUUUCCAAAUGAUGAAGGAGAAUUGUUAUGGCAUAUAUUUAUGAUGGUAUUCAAUAUGAUGCCUUUAUCAGCUAUUGUUGGUGAUCGAGUAUUAUGUAUGCAUGGUGGUAUAUCACCACAUCUUAAUGAUAUCACAAUGCUUGAAAAUAUUCCUCGUCCUAGUAUUGUACCACCAUAUGGAUUGAUGUGUGAUACAUUAUGGUCUGAUCCAGAUGAUCGAUAUCCAGGUUGGGCACUUAGUGCACGUGGUAUAUCAUUUACAUUUAGUAGUAAAAUUAUCAAAGAAUUUUGUGAAACAAAUAAUAUCGAUUUAAUUGUUCGUGGACAUCAACUUACAGCAGAUAUGUUUAAAGGAGGAUACAAAUAUUUUGCCGGUGGACGUUUGGUAACAAUAUUUUCAGCUCCAAAUUAUUUAAAUAUGAAAAAUGAUUCAUGUGUUUUGCAUAUUUCACGGAAGUUCAAAUGUCAUUUUACGAUAUUUCGACCAACAUCUUCUGGUCCUGUUGAAAUGCAAAAUGAUAAAGAUGGCGAGACACAAGCAACACCAAUUGAUUAA